AACCCACUUUUUGGGUUUUUGGAGCCUCAGCAGGCGCCGUGGAGUUUCGCCAACGUCACUUAUAGUCCUGCGUCGCUCUUUGUUCCUGCCGUGACCGCCGACUGUGGAAGCUUCGCUCGACCAGUUUCGCAGGUGCAGGUGCAGCCGCCCGUCGCGCCUUCUUGCACUGUGCAGUUCCGCCUCGCAUCCUCCGUCACUCCCGCAACGUCGAACCGGCGCCAUGGGGGCCUCGCUGGCUGAAGCUACCGAGCUUAAGAACAAGGGGAAUGAGGCGUUCAAGCAGCAGGACUGGCCCGCGGCUGUCGAUUGGUACACCAAGGCCAUUGACGCCUACGACAAGGAGCCCGCAUUCUACACGAACCGCGCGCAGGUGGGUGGCUAUAGUGGCGUGCACGCGACCACGCACUGACAGGCUGAGACAGGCGAAUAUCAAACUUGAAGCGUACGGCUCAGCGAUACUAGAUGCGAACAAGGCGAUUGAGCUCGACCCCAACAAUGUCAAGGUACGGGCUGGCUUUCCGUCUCUAGCUCGACGGGCGACUUACAGAACCCGCAGGCAUACUACCGCCGCGCCUCCGCGAACACCGCGAUACUCCACCACCGAGAGGCGCUCCGAGACUGGAAGCUCGUUGUCAAGAAAGCGCCCAACGACAAUGUGGCCAAGAUGCGCAUGACGGAAUGCGACAAGGUCGUGAAGCGAGACGCAUUUUUGAAGGCAAUUGAAGUUGAGGAUGCGCCGUCAGCGGCCGAGGGCUUGGAUCUGGAGCACAUGGUUGUGGACGCUUC
Messenger RNA from Trematosphaeria pertusa, 786 nucleotides. RefSeq lists its product as uncharacterized. NCBI's taxonomy places the organism in Eukaryota, Fungi, Ascomycota, Dothideomycetes, Pleosporales, Trematosphaeriaceae. Bases 267 to 674 code for a protein of 135 amino acids. The record is from RefSeq and is a predicted model, not a curated record. Gene Ontology annotation, molecular function: protein binding. The transcript has a single exon.